Schistocerca piceifrons (Central American locust) is the source of this 1517-nucleotide messenger RNA. RefSeq names its product non-homologous end-joining factor 1-like. Gene Ontology annotation, biological process: double-strand break repair via nonhomologous end joining. The transcript is spliced from 7 exons. Gene Ontology annotation, cellular component: DNA ligase IV complex; nucleus. The coding region runs from base 188 to 1048 and encodes 286 amino acids. Gene Ontology annotation, molecular function: DNA end binding. The record is from RefSeq and is a predicted model, not a curated record. Lineage: Eukaryota; Metazoa; Arthropoda; Insecta; Orthoptera; Acrididae.
GGGAAAAUGAACACUCCUUUUCUCUAAAGAACCUCAUUCGCAUAGAGAGUGUUUUAGUGUCCUGCCGACUAUCGACUUGUCACUCCCACUUGUGCAAUCGUAGUCAGAGAUUUUCCUACUAACUCUUGAUAGUAAUGACUUUGCUGUUCGUAAUUGUGUAUGUGUUGCUAACUUUUUAGCGCGAAGUAUGUUUGUAGUUGAAGAUACUCUCCAAACAAAAUACCUUAUUAAAUAUGUUUGCCUCGGAGAACAGCAUAGAAUUGUUGCAACGGACCUAGUUCGUAUAUGGACAGAAGAAAUGUCUUCGGAAGACAUUAUUCGUCGUUGCCAGGAGUUAAAUCCAAAUAUUGAAGCACCACCAGAAACUCUUUUGUCAAAGGUUACCAAUUUGAUGGAUUCUGUUGGUGCGGAAGUGAGGGCUAAUAUUACAGUUAGCAAGGAAAUGCUGUGCCUAAGCCUAGAAACGAGAGUAUCCAGAGUUUUAUUUAGGUUCAACUUUAGACUCUCUCCUUCUGACCCAGCAACUUUUAUGCAAGAAGUGACAGUUCCUUUGGCACUAAUGGUAAAAGAGCUGCAGGGUAGAGUAACACAAUUAUAUGAAAUUUUGAAGAGAAAAGAUGUAGAAAUUCAGCAAUAUAAACUGGAGGGUGCACAGAUCUGCAGAAAAAGUGUUGAAACUGAACCAUUUAAGAAGGAGGAAUUUGAAAAACAAUGUCUGACAAAAGACCAUGGGAAUGUCAAAGGGCCUCCAGCAGAAGUGAUCACAGAGGACAUAAUUCAGCUCUGGAAAUCAAUGAAACUUUCUCAUGCCACAAAAAUUAAAGAUGCAAAUCCAGUGAAGCAAGAAAUACAAACAAAUAUAAAAGAAGAACCAGCAUCAGAUGACAGUGAUAGCACAGAGAGCAAUCACUUAACUAGAAGUAAUGCAGCUGAUUUGACUGAAACACAUCGUGAGUUGCAAAUAAAACGUGAAAAGGACUCCUCAAUUAACAAUUUGAGUGUUGGGAUGACACAAAAGAAAGUGUUGAAAAGAAAACUUCCUUUGUAAUUUGAUUUGCAUUUUCAAACUACCAUUAUAUAUUGUGUAAAGGCUGCGGUCCACGAAAACUGGUGAGGGUGAAGACAAAAAUGAUGCCUUUGUAGCUAUAUAAUCAUUUGUGAUCAUGGUGUCAAAGACAAUUAAAUAUCUGGGUGAUUGUUUUUAUGUUGAUGAAAAAGAGAGUAACUUGAAUCCAUUUUCAUAUGCUGAUAGAUUUUAUUUUAAUGGUAACAAUCUUUUUUAAAUAAAGCAAUUUUUUUUAUUUUUAUUGCUUGAACAUUAUAUAUAUGUGUGGUUUAGUGGCAAAGAACAAGGCUGCUGUUUGAUGAUUAGUGAUUUUUUUCUAAUCAACAAUUUAGUAUACAAAUACCAUAACUCAAACUUUUAAAAACAGGAAUUUUAAUUGGUCAUGUAUGAAACUCUGAUUUUUUUAUGUAUUUUAAUUAGAAAAUAAAUGAUUAAAUUUUAUUUUGUUUUA